AAAACUUAAAUUAUAAUAUUUUGCUAAUCUCCGAGUUGAAGAGAGACAUUUCUUGGUAAGGGAUAGCGAAGAUGUGCGAUUUAAUUCAACUGUGAAUCACAGUAGGCCCAUGAGACCUAUGAGACGAACAGUGAGUCGAUCAUGAUGCAUCGUGUCCGUAAUGAAUGUUCCUUGGCCAAUCAAAAUGACCUAUUCAAGGACGAGUGAAUUUAACCUCGACUCAAGAUGUGGCCACUUAGCUCCUGACUAAAGAAUCAGGUAUUCGUUGGAUAUGAGGGUGGAUGGGCCCCGCAGGUGUAUGGGACGUAGUGGCGAAGAGAAAAAUAACCUGCUCUAAAUAGAACGCCUGCCGUGCAGCCCGUGGUCAGUCACUGUACUGGUGCGCUCUAUCGAAAUAAUACGUUUAGUGAAAUCCUUGCGGCUGAUGAGAACAAGGACGUUUUGUAUCACCUAUCUCCACAAUAUCGAGACGGUUACGAACCUGUGAUAGCAGAUGAAGAAUUCAACUAAAUCAAGAUUCUGGAUAAGUCCCGUCUCAUCUUAGUAAGUUGUUUAGACAAAAGAAGUGAGUACGAUAACAUUAGUCUGAGAUAAAGCAACGCCUCCCUCUUCCCUGUACGUGCAGGGCGUUGUAUCUCUGCGUGUGACUGACCCCAGUGUUGCACCCACCGACCCGAGUAGUGGAAGAAUGAGAAGAGAAUAUCCCGGUAACAAUGAAGUGGAAACGGAUGUGAAGCCUUGGGCAGGCAAGUUCCUUUCAUUCGCGCCCAAGUAGUCACGGCGUGGUGUGGGGUUUGCUCUGAGUCGCCGCUCAAGUCCGUUGCAUCUUCGCAGAACGAAAAGAACUGGCCGUAUCUCUUCUUCACUUACCUCUUCUGAAGAACACAUACACGAAUGCAACCAACGCAAGACUCAAGCAUCAUUACAGCAGUAAGAGUAUUGAAGCUGUCAGGAUUCCAGUACGCCUUUGAUCCGUGCUCGUGAAACAGUAUGAAGUACGGUGUGCAAAUCGUACUGUGUGUGUUGGGGGCAAUGGUAGGAGUUGUCCGCAUGGACGGUGUGAAAGUAGACAGCCAACUAGCGUCCAUAAGAAGCGACUGCUACGAGAGGGUGGCAAUUGGACAGCGGCUCAAAUCGUCCGACGUCCUGAGGAGCACAGUGUCUCAGCGGGUCAAAAACUGCGAGGAAGAGUGUGACUUGGACCUAGACAAAUGCAGCUCAUUCGAUUUCGGAAUCAGCCAACAGGGGAAUGGAACCUGUAACCUGUCGCCCAAAAUUCCUCCUAGAUCUGGAACUCUCGUUGAAGACCCCGACUAUGACGUGUACGUGAAGAAGCAGGAGUGCCGGUACGUGAGGCCGCCACCCCUGAGCUACCCUACCCUCACGAAGCCCAAGGAGACGUGCUUCCGGAGGUUACUGACAGGCAAGCGGGUGGCAGAACAGCACAUCAGGAGGUCCCUGCCUUCCCAGACUGCAGACCUUUGCCGAGAGGAGUGUUCUACAGAGAAACAUUUUGUCUGUGAAGGAUUCAACUACAGGGUGGAUGUGGGCGGAUUCGGGCGAGGCAGCUGUGAACUGACCGACGUUCCGUCCACACGUCUGGAUCUGGGUCGGGACUUCUUCCCGGAUAGGGAAUACGAUUUCUACGAGCGAGACCGUAACGACGGGCCCGAUUGCAAUGUGCCCCUCGGGGGCGGACUAUACGGAGACUCCAAUGCUUACGAGCACUAUUACGGGUCGGGAGGGAACACAGACCGUUACAAUUCAUGGGAUGGUGGAAGGAGACCUUCAUACGGUGGUGGACGAUGGGAUAAUUACGGAGGUAGUUCCAGUCAUGGACCCUGGGGUUCUUAUGGAAGUGUAAAUUAUGGUGGGGGUGGCGGUGGUCAAAAUUAUGGUCCAUGGUUUUCCUAUGGGAGUGGUGGAGGAUCUCAUGGGGGUGGAGUAGGAUUCUAUGGGGGUAGUGGAGGUGGGGGUAAUGGGUGGUAUGGAACUGGUCGCCCACCAUCAGAUUGGCAAAAUUCAGGAGGAGGGAGAAGGGGUUGGUAUUGGAGUAGGCCAUCCGGAGGAUGGAAUGGAAACAAGGAAGUCGGUUUUCAUGGCUAUGGCUCUGCUCCACCCUUUGGUUACCAUGAAGAAUGUUUUCUGCGGUCUCGAACUGGCUUCAGACUUGAUAGGAGAAUUCUUAAAGUGGCAAUCACAGUUCCGUCUCUUCAUGACUGUGAGAUAGAAUGUGCCAAAGAGGGUCAUUUUAUAUGCAACAGUUUCAGUUUCAGGUACAGUUUGGAGCCCAGUUUUCCACAUGAAAACUGCCACCUGAGUGACAGGAUUUACUACGACCUCGAUCCUUACACUGACAUACUUCCAGACAGGAACUAUGACGUUUAUUCUAGGAAUGAAUAUGCUCGAACCUGUCAGGAGAAAUUUCCUCAGCGACGUCCAUAUGUAGAGAGUGAAUGUUUUGUGAGGGUGCGGAGUGGGCAAAGCCUAGACCAUUCUGUGGUGAAGGACAGAUUAAACGUGCACUCAGUUGGAGAAUGUGAGUUGGAAUGCCUGCGAUCAAGAUAUUUCACAUGCCGAGGGUUUAGCUACAGAUAUGGUCCACCUAUCAGUGCACCGCCAGAAAACUGCCUGCUGUCCGACUGGCCAUUCUUUGAGCUGGACCCCAGACGACAACUGGUGGAUGAUUUAGGCUAUGAAUUAUAUGAGAGGGGAAGCUAUGGUCAUGGUUGUGAGAUUAACCACUAUAGCCCCUACCCAGAAGAGCAGUAUGAGUUUCAACACCAGCAUCACUACCACGAAGGGGGUGGAAGUGGACGUCAUCCCCCAUCACGUCCUCCCCCACGACCACCAGCGUAUCCCAAACCCAGUGACGAACAAUGCUAUGUGGUGUAUGGGGGUCCAGCCCGUCUGCUUCCUAUCGUUGUACGCAGCUCUCUGGAUGUCCCUACAGAAUUGGACUGCAAAGCCGAGUGCACCCGGGCACGAGAGAGCUUCAACUUCUUCUGUACUGCUCUCAGCUUCCGAUCAAGGAAUGUGUAUCAUCCCAACCCUCGUUAUGACGAAAACGUUCCAGAACACAAUUGUCUUCUUAGUGACAUUGAGCAGCGUGACCUGAGACCUGGACUGGACUAUAUACAUGACAGCAACAACUGGAUGUUUGCUUGGAACUUCCUGGAUCAGCGAUGUGACCUCAUAGCACACAAUCCAGAACAACAACACAGAUUUGAUGGACAUUACAUUCCGGGUCGAGUGGAUGUGCAAACAUGGCAGCGGUUUACCGUGUCUGGAAGGCCAUGCCGUUAUGGAACAGAAUGCAUAGAGAACAGAGAGGCAGGAUUCUGGUACUGUGAGUUGGAGGGCGGGGAUGCCGGAGCCUGGGAUUACUGCUGCAGGCCUGGACACCAGUGUGGCUACUCAGAGGGCUACAGCUACCCAUGGUGCUAUGUAGGAAGCGCUGCAAGGGACCAAUGGAGACCUUGCAGUGACCACUACUAUCCUUACUCUCAUGAUCCACAUGGAGGCCCUCAAAGACCACCACAUGGCCAACAUCAUAUUGAAGCAUUCCACUAUGAAAUGUACGGCCCCCCACGGUACUGGCCUGUUGCUUAUCUGCAUAAAGAUGCUCCACCUAAUUCCACCACACUUAUUUUGCCCCCAGGAAAUAAAGAUUCUGGGUCCCUUUUAUCAGGGUAUGGUUCACAUAUUAAUGGUGGGAUUGAGAAUCACGUAGACAGUAACAGGUACAAUUAUGGAAAAAAACUGACUUGGCUCACCCCAGACAACAACACAGGCUCUCAUACUGCAACAGUGACAAAGAUUGAUAUUGAUAAAAGCAAGGAUCAGAAUAUGAAAGAUAAGAUGGAUCCAUUGUUUGUACUUGUAAAUGAAUAUGAUUCAUCAGGUACUGAGACCAAAAAGGACCACAAAUUGACUGGAAUGCCAGAGGCUGAUAUGAAAACAACAACUAAUGCCCCUACAGGAGUCACAAAGCUGCAACCACGUUUUGUGACCCUUCGGGAACAAGAUCACAAGUUGUCAAAGCUUGUUGCAAGAGAUACUGUUCCAGGGGAAAUUAAGCAUUGGAGUUGGAAAGGAAAUAAAAAUGAGGAGGAAGAGGUAAUGAGCAAGGUAAUACCAACACCAGUGGAGUUCAGGCGGAAAAUGUCGCAACAGAGCAGUAAUGGUGAUGCAGGAAAUGUCACGGUAAAAACCGUUCAGUUUCAGUUAGCUGUGCCUCGAGGAACUGUUACUAAAUUGUGAUUUUUCCUUUUGUAAGAGAAAGCUGUGUUUUGGAAAAUGGGCCUCAGAUAUCACUGCCUAUAACUGGACUUUCAUUCUCAGAUAUGAAACCAUUAUGUUCAUAUCAAAACAUUGAGCAGGAUAGCAUACAAUGAGUUGUGAUGUAGAAACCACACCAGCACUGUACAACUACAAUAUGCCAGUAUGAAAAUAUUUGUGUAGACAUGGUAUUUUUAUUAUGAUAUCAUAUGAACACUGUGGAAUGGCACUCCAAACUUUUCUCCUUAGGCCAUUGAUCUUUGGCCACUGCUGCAUAAAGCUCAUAUAAAUAUACAGAUAAUGACAACUUUCAGCACUUGUUUGUAAGUCAGUGUUCCAUUUUUUAUACAUUUUAUGCAUAAUGUGUGUACAAUGAAGUCAUAAAGGUGAAGUUCUGUGAAUCCAAUAGUGCAUACAUCCACCCAUCUACACAUUUGAUCUCUAAUUCCUCAAAGUAUUUCAUUUAAAUUAGUUACUGAGAGUACAUAAGAAGAUGUCAAGAAAAUUUAAUUUUUGUUUGUAUCAGUCUAAUGUCAACCUUAUCUCUUAUGAAACUAAAAUCAAACUCCAUCAUUCAUCAAUAAUGGCUUACUGUAAAAGAAAAAUUAGUAAAAUAUUAAAUGUUAAUGUUAAGAUCUACAACUUUCUUUUGAAAUGAUGUUUGAUGAAGUAUAAGUUACAAAAAUACACAGAAAAAUAACUGAUGAUUGUAGCCAGUGUGACUGAACUUGCAGCAGUAGUUUUGUAUCUGCAAUAAGUUAACAUUAAGAUCAAUGAAAUAUACAAAAUAUCAAAGAAAUGUGUACUCAGUAUUAGGGAAUUUGUUCAUGUUUUUCAUACUCACUCAUAUUUCGUUUCUAAUUUAUUUUAAUUUUUUAAUAGAGAUGGUUUUCUUUGAAACAUGAGUCAUAUAAAUCUUUCAAGACCUUAGCAUAAAAUAUCAAAAGAGCUUCUCUCAAAACACCCCUGCAUUUUUCUAACAUGUGUGGGAACUAUGUACCGACAGCCUGUUUCCAAAGGAUGAAAAUCUAAGGCUACAAAAAUGUCUAUAAUAAGGGACCCAGCUUCACAACUCAUUAAAUCAGCUUUGUUUUCAACCAUGGUAUUUGUCGUAGAAAUCACUGUGUUUCAUUCUGCUUAAGUGUGUAUUAAUUUUCACAUUUUGAAAAAAUUGAAGAGGCCCAUUUUCAAAACAAGUUACAAAAGAAUUCACAGACAUCAAGGUUUGGAAUCUUUUCAGAAUUCUGUUUCCUCUGUCCUUGGUGAGAUUUUAGAAGAUGACUUGAAAGGCAAAAAUUUGGGAAGGUGACUUGAAACAUUUAACUUGUGACCAAGUUACUUGAGUUAAUGGGAAAAGAAAGAAUUCUGAAGUUUGUUCUUGCACCAGUGUUGCUGGAAAAGAGUUCUAAAUAUUAACGUCAAAGGUGACUGGAUUCCUAAACAAAUAUUUGUAGCUGAAUAUCUGUAAUGUGCAUGGUACUGAAGGAAAAAAUCUAAUUUCAAAUGCAAAUAGCAGAAUACAGGAAGCCCUUCCCCAGUAUGCAUUUCACCGAUGCCGAUUUACCUAUACAUUAAAACCAAAUACCAACACUUAUCCUUGAAUGUGGAAAUUUUUUAAUAUAUGCAGUCUCCCAAACCUGCUCUUAUAUUCUAUGUGCCAACAUGUAUGCCAGCAUUUUCUUCUAAUAUCUUCAACAAUAAUCGUACUGAUCCUAAUGAUUCACUGGCUUCAGAGAAAUAAGCCCUCUGCUUCUAAAUGCAUGAUCAUCAACAGAAGUCUUUGGCAUCAUCAUUCAUAGGUAAAUAAUUUACAGUAAAAUAUAACAUUUAAUAUACUAUAUUUCUAUUUACCAUAUGUUAACAACAUAACAUUUAUGGUUUCAUUUUGUCUUUAUUAUUUUAUUAUGUUUUUAUUUUAUAUACAGUAUUUGUGUUUUUGUAGUCCCCUUUUCUUAGUAUAAAUUGGAGGCUUUAUGUAGCCACAUUGACAAAUCCUCACUUAACUAAUUAGGUACUGAGUUUACUGAAUGCAUAUUUACCUACUAUGCUAAUAUUGAUGAAUCUAGAUCUCACAGGGAAUGAGGGUUUACUGUAUUAUGAAAAAAAAAACAAAACAAGAUUAUUGCUACAGUAUGUUACAGAUGUAUUCAGAAAAUCACCUAUCCAUCCAUCUGUUAGAAACAGCACCUAAACCAAUGGACUGACUUCACUUAAAUUUGGUAUGGUAGACCUAUGAUAAAUUUAUAAGAUUUGAAGUUUUCAUUGCAGUGAAGAUUCAUACUGUGGUCUUCUGAUUCAUGAUAUUGUGUCAUACAAUAAAUUUUAUCAAACCAUUCUCAUUGUGGUUUACCAUUGUUUCAUUUUGUAAGUCACUUCAUACAAUGGUAAAGGUAAACUUGUUAUCUUUAUUAGUCUUACGAGAUUUUGAAAAACCUACAUGCAUGGACUUCUUGUUAUAUGACAAUUGCAAAGCAAGUUUCAUUGCCUUUAAUUAAUUUUAAAGGAACUAGUUGAACUUUACAUGCAUUUCGAGUUUCAGCAGUAACAGAAGAGGUAAAUUAUUUAUGGUACUGAUCCUGUAUCCUAAGGAAUACAAUGCGACAGUACCAGUUGAUAAAUGUGCAUUAAAAGAUAAUGGAAUAUUCAUGUUAUGUUACUUGAGUAAAGAAUGAAGAUGUUCACUGCAGAAAUUUCCAUCAUUUUUAAUGAUGGAUAAUAAUUAAUAUUUAGAACUCCUUUUUCACCAAUUCAAGAUGAGUUAUGUACCUAACCAAAUGUUGGUUAAAAAACAUUUUAAUAUACUGCAUAGAUUUCAGUCAUUUGUAGAAAUGUUUUACUUGAAACUUUUGUACAAACACAAGCAUAAUGUUUUUAUGCAUACUGUUUAUGUGGCAUGAAUUGUAAUUUCUCAGUUUGUUUACAAUAAAUUAUGUUUUGUGUACAUUAAAU
Messenger RNA from Cryptotermes secundus, 7230 nucleotides. RefSeq lists its product as uncharacterized. The record is from RefSeq and is a predicted model, not a curated record. The transcript has 16 exons. NCBI's taxonomy places the organism in Eukaryota, Metazoa, Arthropoda, Insecta, Blattodea, Kalotermitidae. The coding region runs from base 991 to 4263 and encodes 1090 amino acids.